CCCAGCCAGCCUCCAGCCCCCACGCUGCCUCUGUGUGUUGACUGCGUGAGGACCCCGGAGAGGAGACCGCAUCAGGAACAAGUGGGGGGGAGGCACCAGGCGUCCAUCCUCACCCCGUUGAAGCUGAUGAGCAGUGAAGUGGAGCUUCAUCAGCUGUGAUUCUCAACCACUUGGACCAGACUUUUCACGUGCUUCUGUCCCCAUCAUGGACCAGCCGGCCAGCAGCUGCAUGAGGAGCGCCCACACCAGCAGCCCCAUCUGGGGUUGCAUGAGGAACCCUCACUCGGGGGUCCCGGGCCCCAAUCUGCAGUCACCCUACCAGCAGACCCCGUUCUCCCUGCACCAGAAGCCCGACUUUCUGGCCUACACAGACUUCUCCAGCUCCUGCCUGGUGCCGCACGCCGCCUACCCCCGUGACGACAGACUCUACCCGGAGAGCCAGGGAGGGUACCAGAGGCCCGAGUGGCACUUCAACCCCUGCGAGACUAGGGUCCGAGCCCCUGAGGCCUGCCCGCCCGUGGCCGCCCCAGCGGUCGUGGUAGAGGGCGCGGGGCCUGAGCUGGACAGUGUGGGGGCCGAGCGGCUGCCGGGGGCCGUGCCUGGGUGCCCCGAGGGGGAAUAUUCACCCCAGAGCGUGGCCUCCGCCGACUCGGACAAGAAGAGCGCCAACAAAAGAAAGCGAGAGGUCACAGACACGCCGGAGUCCGGCUUUAAGGCGGACGCCAACUGCAAGGCCAGGAAGGAGCGCACGGCGUUCACCAAGGAGCAGCUGAGGGAGUUGGAGGCGGAGUUCACCCACCACAACUACCUGACCAGACUGCGCCGCUACGAGAUCGCCGUCAACCUGGACCUCACCGAGAGACAGGUGAAAGUCUGGUUCCAGAACCGGCGGAUGAAGUGGAAGCGAGUGAAAGGAGGACAGUCGUCUUCGCCCAACGAUUUGGAGAACGACGACAUGGACUCGGCGGCCUCGCCCAGCUCCGACUGAGGUGCCGAGACGGAGGGCGGGGGGAGUCGGGUCAAGAGGGCGCCAGUUUCAAGCUCCGAUCGCCUCACCUCAAAGGAAUCUGAUGUUUUUUUUACACACCUGUGUGCUUUCCCCCGUGUGCAAAGCUGACAUGUGUCCAUCAUGAGAUGGAGCCAUUGGAAGUCAGUGACGUGCAGAAGCUUGGAUGAUCCUUCAGGUUCCUUAAUCCUCAUCUUUCGAGCAGAUGGACUAAGACAUUUAUUGUCAGUUUAUAUAUAUAUAUAUGAAUGUGAGUGUGAAUGGUUGUUUGUCUAUAUGUGCCCUGUGAUUGGCUGGCCACCAGUCCAGGGUGUACCCCGCCUCUCGCCCGAAGACAGCUGGGAUAGGCUCCAGCAACCCCCGCGACCCUCGUGAGGAUAAGCGGUAGA
Doryrhamphus excisus (bluestripe pipefish) is the source of this 1395-nucleotide messenger RNA. It is a transcript of the gene meox1, whose product is annotated as mesenchyme homeobox 1. The record is from RefSeq and is a predicted model, not a curated record. Gene Ontology annotation, biological process: positive regulation of transcription by RNA polymerase II; somite development. Gene Ontology annotation, molecular function: RNA polymerase II cis-regulatory region sequence-specific DNA binding; DNA-binding transcription factor activity, RNA polymerase II-specific. NCBI's taxonomy places the organism in Eukaryota, Metazoa, Chordata, Actinopteri, Syngnathiformes, Syngnathidae. Gene Ontology annotation, cellular component: nucleus.